CCAAGCAGGAAGUCGGGAAAUAACCUUGGGAGGAUAAACGCGGUGGACUGAUUAUGUCUGGGACCAGAUCACAGCAUUUGUCAGACAGAUUAUAAUUAAGCAGUAGUGUUUCAACUCAUGCGCAAAGCAGCUAUCUUUGGCUGUUACGCGUCUUGAUUUAUACGCUUGUCUUUGCGCAUUUUAGUGCUAUGAAUUAUGAUACACUGGCUCAGGUGUAUUGGUGGUACAAUUGAGAACCCAGUGUUUGGAGUUAAAGUCAUUGAUUAAUCUGAUUUAUUGUGUCAGAGCACAAAGCCUUGUCUGCUUCAUCUAGAGCGCCCGCCCAUUGGGCUUUCUGCGGAGCGAUAGUAGGAGAUUGAUUAUAGUCUCCGGGAUUUGCCGUGGAGCCAGAGCCUGCUUGGACUGCUCUCCCAUCAGUGAAAGAGAGGAGAAUCUUAGCAAGGACCUAUUUCAGCCGGACUCCACACCGACAGCACUCUCAGAUCCCCUGUACACAUUUAGCCUGCCUGUCUGCAAUCAGGUUUUUAUAAUACGCGCAAGUCACGCUGGACUUUCGUCUUUUACCGAGGAGGCUGCGAGUGUGAAUCGCCUCCGCAGUCUCGGAUGCGUAGUAAAGGGGGAGUGGGUUGGGUCGCCUAGGCGCCUGGCAUACACACACGUCGUCAGCGAUUUAAAAAAUAAAAAAAAAUAAAAGAAGGAAGAUAGGUGAGGGUGAAAGCGAGGGGAAGCAACACCCGGGGCUUUUUUAAUCAGGAGGACACCGAAGAGGUGAGUCGGACACUGACAAACCGCCGGACUCACCGGCUGUGGAUCUGACUCUCAAGACAGGCACCGACCGCUUUUGUCGCCCGGGAUUCGUACUUCUUUCUCAUUCAUGACCAGCGGUUAACCACACUGUCAAGCCCGAGCAGACACCCCCUCCUCCUCCUCUGAAGGGAAUAUUACAAGUGAAUCUGCGGGGCAACACACAAUGGCAACCGAUGCGCUCCUUCUUGCCUGUGCGCUGCUUGCCGGUGUUGCCGUGGCUCAGAGAGUGGUAACUGUGCAAAGUGGACCGCUGGUACGGACUGAGGGCUCUCACGUAACCAUCUUGUGCAACGUGACGGGCUACAAAGAGGGGGUGCAGCAGGACUUUGAGUGGUCCAUGUACCUUCCAUCAGCACCGGACAGGGAGAUUCGCAUCGUGAGCACGGCUCAGCCAAACUAUGCCUACGCCGUGUACGCCCAGAGGGUCAAUAGUAAAGAGAUCUAUGUGGAGAGGAUGAGCGGUGACUCGGCUGUGCUUCACAUCACCAAAGUGCAGGCCAAGGACCAGGGUCUGUUUGAGUGUUACACACCCAAUACAGACGGGCGGUACCUGGGAUCCUACAGCGCACGCACCAACCUCACUGUCAUUGCUGAUUCAUUGACGGUAGUAGCUCCAGCCCAGACUCUGUCCAAGGUUGAAGGCGACACACUACAACUUACCUGCGAGGUGUCUCGGACCACACUGCAGCACACUCACUUAUCAGUGGGUUGGUACCUGCGGUCCCCAGAGGAUGCGGCCGCACCCCCUCAGGAGCUGGUCACCUUGUCAAGGGACUUUGUUCUGCGCUCUGGGGGACUGUACCGGCAGAGGAUGGCGGCAGGGGACCUCAGGCUGGAUAAAACCAGCGCUACGUCCUACAGGCUGACCAUUCAUAAGUUGCAGCCGGUGGACCAGGGCCUGCUUUACUGCCAGGCUGCUGAGUGGAUUCAAGACACGGACGAAAGCUGGUUUGCCAUGACCCGCAAGCAGAGCGACAAGACUCAGCUCCGCAUUCAGCCCACUGAUCGUGACUUCAGCAUCCAGGUGAGCACGGAGCGACGGUCCUUCACGGCCGGUGAGCCGCUGGAGCUUCGCUGCACCAUUGAGGCCCAGAAUGUCCCAGAGCGCUUCUUCUCGGUGUCGUGGGUCUUCAGCAGCUCACCGGUGGCCGUGGUGGGCCCCAGUGCCGUGCCUGUCCUGGGCCCCGAUUAUGUCGACCGUGAGGCGGCUGGCCACAUGACAGUACGUAAAGAGAGCGCCAACGUGCACCUUCUCAAACUGCAGCACCUACACCCCGAAGAUGCUGGGAAAUACAUCUGUCGCGUGACAGAGCGGGAGAAGACGCCCACGGGAGACUUCAUCGACCGCAGCAAGAGGUCCCGCAAUGUCCAGAUCACAGUCCAGCCGCUCAAGAGCAACAUCACAGUGUUAUUGUUUAGCAACUCGUCGGAGGUCCUAGAGGGCGAUGUUAUCCAGUUGAUCUGCUCGAUCCACUCCACUACUGGCCCCCUGUCUGUUGUCUGGCAGUGGACAGACAAGCAGGCGACUGGACCAGCCCUGGAGGUGGCCUCCGUCGAUCGGGAGGGCACUGUAUGGCACAGCCCCUCUUACAGAGAGCGCUCCAGCUACGGGGAGAUACGUGUGGAGAAAGUGCGAGCCGACACAUUCUCUCUGUCCCUGUAUAAUGCCUUACCUGGGGAUGAGGGCCAGUACCGCUGCACAGCCACUGAGUGGCUUCAGACCGGCACUGAACCAGAGCUAAACUGGGAGAAGAUAGGAGAGAAGUCAACCAGCAAGACAGUCACCGUCAAGACUGUUGAGUCCUCCUUCAUGGUGUCGGCCUCAUCACGGACACCAUCUGUUACCUUUGGAGACUCCUUUGACCUCCUGUGCCUGGUCAAGCCUCGUCACAACCCUCGUGUCCCAACCUCCGUGACCUGGCGCUUCAUGCCGGCUGGCCCAGAAUCUGGCGACCAGGAUCAGGGAGAGUUCAAAGACCUGGUGACUUUCACCCGCGAGGGCACGCUGCAGUGGGGGGAGCAGCUGCUAGGGCUGGGUACCCGCACCACAGUGGACCGCUCACACUCCAACACCAACUUCCGGUUGUCGGUGACCAGGGCUGGGCGUCGCGAAGCGGGCAAGUACCAGUGUACAGCCGUCCUGUGGAGGAGGAACUACGACAACAGCUGGAGCAGAGUAGCCAACCGCACUUCCAACCUGCUUGGCAUCAGUGUCCUACAGCCAGAGAGCAAGCUGCGAGUGCAAAAGACCAACCAGUCUCAGGUGUACCUGGAGGACAGUCGCGUCAGGAUCAAUUGCUCCAUUAGCUCCCAGACCAGCCAGGACUCGCAGCAUGCUGUGUUGUGGUACGUGAGGCGUGCGACCGGGUCAGAAGCCGAUGAGCUCCUUCUGCGAAUUGAACGCUCGGGGGCCUUUGAGUAUGGCGCCUACGCAGACGAAGAGAGACUGCGACGCCGAGUGCAGGCUGAGAGGCUGUCCCCCCGCCUCUAUGUGCUGACGCUGAACAGGGCAGAGAACAGCGAUUCUGGGACAUACUACUGCCUGGUGGAAGAGUGGCUGAGUGACCCAGAUGGAGCCUGGUAUCGUCUCUCCAGGGAGUCCUCGGGGUUCACACAGGUUCUGGUCAGACAGCCAGAGAUUCGACUGCAGGUGGAGGAAUUGGAGUCAAACGUGACAGUGGAAGAGUCUGCCUCUAUCCGACUGGGCUGUAGCAUUCCCUCCCAGUCGUCCCGAGACUCCCGCUUCUCUGUGUCCUGGUAUGUGGAGCGCUCCGAAGACGAGGACGAUGAGCCAGGUGAGGAAGAGAGAGAGUGUGUGUUCUCCAUCGGCCAUGACGCCGUUUUCGGAAAUGGAAACUGCAGCCCCAAAGAAGAGCCGGGGCCAAAUUCCCGCCUGCAGUUUGAGAGGAUGACCUCUGACCAGUACAGCCUGACCAUUCAAGGAGCGCGGCCGACAGACGCGGGCCGAUAUUACUGCCAUGUAGAGGAGUGGCUGCUCAACCCUCGCAAUGCGUGGUACCGCCUGGCCACCAACAACUCUGGCUUCACUAUCGUCAAUGUAAUGCAACAAGUGUCCAACCUCCAGUCAGUGGUGUGCUCCAAUGAAUCCCUUUUCUACUUCGUCUUCUUUUAUCCCUUCCCCAUCUUCGGCAUCCUCCUCAUCGCCGUACUGCUAGUGCGCUACAAGAGCCGCAACAACAGCAAGAGUCAAGAAGGCAAGAAUGGCGCCCCCCUCCUGUGGAUUAAAGAACCUCACCUCAGUUACUCUCCCACCUGUCUGGACCCACCUGCGCUCAGCCUGCACCCUGGCUCUGUUGACUAAGUGAGGGUCCUUCCCUCUGCCCCGCGCACAUCGUGGAUCCAGCCAACAAAAUGCCAAGGAGCAGAUCUGGACUCCACCUUCAGACCUUACUGUCGUUCACUGCUGUGUUGAAUUAGUCAAUCAGUUGAUCACUUUAACAACUACCCUGGUGGCUGCCUGUUAUACGUUAACAACUGUGUGUGUGUGUGUGUGUGUGUGUGUGUGUGUGUGUGUGUGUGUGUGUGUGUGUGU
Perca flavescens (yellow perch) is the source of this 4360-nucleotide messenger RNA. It is a transcript of the gene igsf3, whose product is annotated as immunoglobulin superfamily, member 3. The transcript has 9 exons. Lineage: Eukaryota; Metazoa; Chordata; Actinopteri; Perciformes; Percidae. Gene Ontology annotation, cellular component: membrane. The record is from RefSeq and is a predicted model, not a curated record. Bases 971 to 4129 code for a protein of 1052 amino acids.